AUGGCGGCUUCAAAGCUAAAAAUCACAACCAUCGGUGAUGGUAUGGUAGGAAAAACGUGUUUACUCAUCACAUAUGCUGAUGAUAAAUUUCCUACGUUCGAUGUACCACCUACAGUUUUCGAAAAUUACAUCUGCGACCAAACCAUUGAUGGCAAGAAGUUUGAACUCACAUUGUGUGUCACAGCCGGGCAAGAGGACUAUGAUCGUUUGCGACCGCUAUUCUAUCCAAAUACUGAUUGUUUCAUUAUUUGUUAUUCGAUAUCCAACCGAGCAUCCUUCGAAAAUGUGCUCGAAAAAUGGUACCCAGAAAUUCAGAAGUGCUCACCGAGUGUUCCGAUCAUCCUUGUUGGUACAAAAAGUGAUAAACGCUAUCCCAUCUCAGAAAAAUUCGUGACUUUGAACGAAGCAAAGGAGUUGAAGCGGAAAAUCAAAGCAAAGGCCCUGAUCGAGUGUUCGGCAAUAGAGAAGAAAAACAUUGAUGCUGUAUUCCUAGAAGCUGUACGUGCCGUAGUAAAAAAGCCAAAUAUGAUGCCGUAA
Molecule: messenger RNA, 537 nt
Organism: Sitodiplosis mosellana (orange wheat blossom midge)
Lineage: Eukaryota; Metazoa; Arthropoda; Insecta; Diptera; Cecidomyiidae
Product: ras-like GTP-binding protein RhoL
Exons: 3
Coding region: 1-537 (178 amino acids)
Biological process (GO): small GTPase-mediated signal transduction
Molecular function (GO): GTP binding; GTPase activity
Source: RefSeq, a predicted model, not a curated record